CAACCCGCCAGGCGCAUGCGUGACAGAGUCGGCCACCUACAGGGGCCCUACCAUCGGACGGUCUCCCUCAUCUCGAGGAUUUCGGCUUUCAGCCAAUCAGCGGAGCGGAACGGAACGGAGCGGAGAGACUCUUCGGCUCCUGCUCGUGGGGGGAAAACGAAAAGUGAACUUUGUCCUGAGAAAGACGGGAGAAACCGACAUUUCCUGAAAAUGGAAAAAGAAGCAUCUGUGGAAGCUCUAAAAUCUGCCCAAGAGAGCAUCAUCAAAGAAGAGACCAUUACUCAAAGAAAAUGGGUGAAGCUGGACCAAACCACUUACGUUGACCCAACCGGUCAAACAAGAAUAUGGGAAUCGGUCAAACGUACUACCAGGAAAGAAGGGGUUUCUGCUGAUGGUGUGGCUGUUAUUCCGGUGCUGCAACGAACUCUCCACUACGAUUGCAUGGUCCUCGUGAAACAAUUCAGGCCUCCCUUGGGAGCCUUUUGCUUGGAAUUCCCUGCAGGUCUAAUCGACAGCAAUGAAACUCCCGAGACGGCCGCCUUACGCGAACUGGAAGAAGAAACGGGUUACAAAGGGGACAUCCUUGAAUGUUCUCCAGCUUUGUGCUUAGAUCCCGGACUGACAAACUGUGCCUCUCACAUUGCGACCGUCACUAUCAACGGAGACCUCCCUGUCAACCUGAAGCCGAAACAAAAACCCGAGGAAGGAGAGUUUGUGGAAGUCGUUACGCUACCCAAGAACGAUUUAAUGCAGAGAAUUGAAGAACUGGUGGCCGAGGAAAACUUGAUCGUGGAUGCCAAGCUGUAUGCUUACGCCCUGGCCCUGAGGCACGCCACGGACCAGCCCUUCCAGGUGCCCUUCAUGAAGUUCUAGAACGCCACGCUCUAGAACUCCCAAGACCGAGAAUUUUGCUCCGAAUAACGUAAACCGAGCUGUUUCCUGCACAAAAAAUUUUUACUUUUAAUUCAACUUCACUGGAAUCGUCGGUGGAAAAAUAAAAAUAAGUCUUUUUACCGUC
This is a messenger RNA of Pantherophis guttatus, 1018 nucleotides long. RefSeq names its product nudix hydrolase 5 (gene NUDT5). Gene Ontology annotation, molecular function: ADP-ribose diphosphatase activity. Gene Ontology annotation, cellular component: nucleus. The record is from RefSeq and is a predicted model, not a curated record. NCBI's taxonomy places the organism in Eukaryota, Metazoa, Chordata, Lepidosauria, Squamata, Colubridae. Gene Ontology annotation, biological process: ribose phosphate metabolic process; nucleoside phosphate metabolic process.